This is a messenger RNA of Diabrotica balteata, 822 nucleotides long. The record is from the annotation of a GenBank genome assembly. Lineage: Eukaryota; Metazoa; Arthropoda; Insecta; Coleoptera; Chrysomelidae.
AUGGUAACUAAUGAAACUUUGGUGACCUUUGAAAAAAACCUCAUUAGCAAAUUCGAGUGCCCCGUUUGCUUCAAAUACAUGAAUCCUCCGAUAAGACUAUGUCUCUCUGGACAUAGCUACUGCACUCACUGUUUUGAAAAGCUUAAGAACUGUGCUUUAUGUAGAGCCAACAAGAGCCCUUACCGAUGCAUCGUAUUGGAGCAAAUACAUGCCUCUCUUACAUUUCCCUGCAAAUAUCUUGAUCAGGGAUGCGGUUUUAGUGGAAAAGGUGAUUCAAUGACAAUUCAUCAAGAAUAUUGUGAAUUUUCUUCAGUUUUAUGCCCAUUGAGAUUUAACAGCUGCGAAUGGACAGGACUGCGAUCUGAGAUGAUAGACCACUGCACAACUCAUCAUCCGGAAAACAUAUUUUUCCAAAACGAACAAAAACUAAAAGUCGCUAAUUUCAACCGACCUGUAGGCAGACACUACUACAUUCUAGUAUACAUACACGACACUCUUUUCCGUUGCUCUUGGGACUUGAAUGAAGAAAGCGGCUUAAUGAGGUUUGCAGUGUACUCUUUAGGAAAACCAUCUUUCGACAAGUCCUUUUGUUUUAAAAUUGGAAUGUUUUUAAAAAAUACAAACAAAGAAGCCGUUUCUAUGAUUGGACCCUGUUACCUACUCAAGAAUGAUAACAGUAGAUUCAUCGGGAAAAAGUAUUUGUCGACAAAUUUUGAUAUGAUUAAAGACCUUUGUGACACUAACGGUGAUUUUAACUAUUCGAUAGGAAUUAUCGAUCGAAAUCUUGUUCUACCACAAAUUAUUGAAAUUGAAAGUCCAUAG